Molecule: messenger RNA, 2824 nt
Organism: Psammomys obesus (fat sand rat)
Lineage: Eukaryota; Metazoa; Chordata; Mammalia; Rodentia; Muridae
Gene: Unc45b
Product: unc-45 myosin chaperone B
Exons: 19
Coding region: 1-2796 (931 amino acids)
Molecular function (GO): Hsp90 protein binding
Source: RefSeq, a predicted model, not a curated record
AUGGCAGAGGCAGAAGCGGCACAACUGAAGGAGGAAGGGAACCAGCAUUUUCAGCGCCAGGACUACAAGGCGGCCACCAAGAGCUACAGCCAGGCCCUGAAGCUGACCAAGGACAAAGCCCUGCUGGCCACACUCUACAGGAAUCGGGCAGCCUGUGGCCUGAAAAUGGAGAGCUAUGCCCAGGCAGUUUCAGAUGCUUCCAGAGCCAUUGACAUCAACUCAGCGGAUAUCAAAGCAUUGUAUCGGCGAUGUCAGGCACUCGAGCAUCUUGGCAAAUUGGACCAGGCAUUCAAGGAUGUUCAGCGCUGUGCUACCCUUGAGCCAAGGAACCAGAACUUCCAGGAGACAUUGCGGAGACUCAACACCAGCAUCCAAGAACAGCUCCGGGUGCAGUUUUCCACAGACUCCAGGGUACAGACGAUGUUUGAAAUCCUUCUGAACGAAAACAGCGAGGCUGAUAAGCGGGAGAAGGCUGCCAACAACCUCAUUGUCCUGGGCCGUGAGGAAGCAGGGGCCGAGAGGAUCUUCCAGAGCAAUGGGGUGGGCCUGCUGCUGCAGCUUAUGGACACCAAGAAGCCCGAGCUGGUGCUAGCUGCCGUGCGAACCCUGUCUGGCAUGUGCAGUGGCCACAGAGCUAGGGCCACAGCGAUCCUGCACACAGUGCGCAUAGACAGGAUUUGCAGCCUCAUGGCCGUGGAGAAUGAAGAGAUGUCCCUGGCUGUCUGCAACCUGCUCCAGGCCAUCAUUGAUGCCCUGUCUGGGGAGGACAAGAGAGAGCAUCGAGGGAAGGAGGAGGCCUUGGUCUUAGACACCAAGAAGGACCUGAAGCAGAUCACUAGCCACCUGCUGGACAUGCUGGUCAGUAAGAAGGUGUCUGGGCAAGGCAGAGACCAGGCGCUGAACCUGCUCAACAAGAACGUCCCUAGGAAGGACCUGUCCAUUCAUGACAACUCACGCACCAUCUAUGUCGUAGAUAACGGUCUGAGGAAGAUCCUGAAGGUGGUGGGGCAGGUUCCAGACCUGCCCUCCUGCCUGCCCCUGACCGACAACACCCGCAUGCUGGCCUCCAUCCUCAUCAACAAGCUCUACGACGACCUGCGCUGCGACCCAGAGCGCGACCACUUCCGCAAGAUCUGCGAGGAGUAUAUCACGAGCAAGUUUGAUCCCCAGGACAUGGACAAGAAUGUAAAUGCUAUCCAGACAGUGUCGGGGAUCUUGCAGGGGCCCUUUGACCUGGGCAAUCAGCUGCUGGGCAUGAAAGGCGUGAUGGAGAUGAUGGUGGCGCUCUGUGGCUCGGAGCGCGAGGCAGAUCAGCUGGUGGCUGUGGAGGCCCUCAUCCACGCCUCCACCAAGCUCAGCCGGGCGACCUUCAUCAUCACCAAUGGUGUGUCGCUUCUCAAGCAGAUCUACAAGACCACAAAGAAUGAGAAGAUCAAGAUCCGAACCCUGGUGGGGCUCUGCAAACUUGGCUCAGCUGGGGGCUCAGACUAUGGCCUCAGACAGUUUGCUGAAGGGUCAACGGAGAAACUGGCCAAGCAGUGUCGAAAGUGGCUGUGCAACACCGCCAUAGACACCCGGACACGGCGCUGGGCUGUGGAGGGCCUGGCCUACCUCACGCUGGAUGCCGACGUGAAGGACGACUUUGUCCAGGACAUCCCUGCUCUGCAGGCCAUGUUCGAGUUGGCCAAGGCAAGAACCAGUGACAAGACCAUCCUGUACUCCGUGGCCAACACCCUGGUAAACUGCACCAACAGUUACGAUGUCAAAGAGGUAGUCCCUGAGCUGGUGCAGCUGGCCAAGUUCUCCAAGCAACAUGUGCCAGAGGAGCACCCCAAGGACAAGAAGGACUUUGUAGAUAUGCGGGUGAAACGGCUCCUGAAGGCGGGCGUCAUAUCCGCCCUGGCCUGCAUGGUGAAGGCAGACAGUGCUAUCCUCACAGACCAGACCAAGGAGCUGCUGGCCAGGGUGUUCCUGGCACUCUGUGACAACCCAAAGGACCGGGGCACCAUUGUAGCUCAAGGUGGUGGCAAGGCCCUGAUCCCUCUGGCUUUGGAGGGCACAGAUGUUGGCAAGGUGAAGGCAGCUCAUGCGCUAGCCAAGAUUGCUGCUGUCUCCAAUCCAGACAUCGCCUUCCCUGGGGAGCGGGUGUAUGAGGUAGUACGGCCCCUCGUGCGUCUCCUGGACACACAGAGGGAUGGCCUUCAGAACUACGAGGCUCUCCUAGGACUCACUAACCUGUCUGGGCGCAGUGACAAACUCAGGCAGAAGAUUUUCAAGGAGAAGGCCUUGCCAGACAUCGAGAACUACAUGUUUGAAAACCAUGACCAGCUACGGCAGGCAGCCACUGAGUGCAUGGGUAACAUGGUGAUCAAUAAAGAGGUUCAGGAGAGGUUCCUGGCUGAUGGGAAUGACCGACUGAAGCUGGUGGUCCUGCUCUGUGGGGAGGAUAAUGACAAACUGCAGAGUGCAGCCGCUGGAGCCCUGGCCAUGCUGACCGCAGCACACAAGAAACUGUGCCUCAAGAUGACGCAGGUGACAACCCAGUGGCUGGAGAUCCUACAGCGGCUUUGUCUGCACGACCAGCUGUCAGUGCAGCACCGUGGCCUGGUCAUUGCCUACAACCUGCUAUCAGCGGAUGCGGAGCUGGCCAGGAAGCUGGUGGAGAGUGAGCUGCUAGAGAUCCUGACUGUGGUGGGAAAGCAGGAGCCGGAUGAGAAGAAGGCAGCUGUGGUCCAGACAGCCCGGGAAUGUCUUAUCAAGUGCAUGGAUUACGGCUUCAUUAAGCCGGUGUCGUAGAGCGGUCCGUGGGAGUGCUGGGGUUGGU